AUGACCUAUAGGAAUUUCACGCCGCUGACAACACUGCGAUCUGAAAUCCUGAUUCAGAUUCAUGACAACAAGUACGUCAGGUGGCCUGAGAAGAUGAAGACUCAGAGCAACAAGAGGAACCGAGACAAGUACUAUGAGUUCCAUCAAGACCACGACCAUGAGAUCGACAACUGUCAUGACCUGAAGCAACACCUCAAGGACCUGAUCCAACAUGGCUACCUUGGGGGCUUCAUUGACAUAAAAAUAGACAAGUCAAAGGAGGAACUGCGCCCCAGACCCCUAGGCCAAGCUCCCCCAGCCGAAGUCAUCAUUAUGAUAUCAGGAGGGAUGGCCUUCGGAGGGAAGAGCAGCUCGGGCCGAAAGGCAUAUGUGCGGUUGCUCGAGAUUGAUGAUAGAGAGCAGAAGAGAAGGAGAGAAGACCCAAUCACCUUCACCGACGACGAUCUCAGGGGGGUCCAGACCUCGCACAACAAUGCCCUGGUGAUCACGGCCGAGAUAGCCAACUUCAAAGUUCGGCGCAUCCUGGUAGACAUAGGGAGUUCAGACGACAUUUUAUUCGAAGAUGCGUUUGAACAACUCAGCAACAGCAAGGACUGCCUUACUCUAGUCAACACUCCUCUGAUGGGUUUCUUCGGGGAGUCACUCAUGCCCAAGGGGAAGAUUUUACUGCCCUUGCUAAUCGAAAAUGGUGAGAUAACCUCUAUUGCAAUGUUGGACUUCUUUGUCAUCCACUGUCUUUCAUCCUACAAUGCCAUCCUCGACUAG
Nelumbo nucifera (sacred lotus) is the source of this 765-nucleotide messenger RNA. RefSeq lists its product as uncharacterized. The record is from RefSeq and is a predicted model, not a curated record. NCBI's taxonomy places the organism in Eukaryota, Viridiplantae, Streptophyta, Magnoliopsida, Proteales, Nelumbonaceae.